Messenger RNA from Cutaneotrichosporon cavernicola, 2427 nucleotides. RefSeq lists its product as uncharacterized. Gene Ontology annotation, biological process: protein ubiquitination; rescue of stalled cytosolic ribosome. The record is from RefSeq and is a predicted model, not a curated record. Lineage: Eukaryota; Fungi; Basidiomycota; Tremellomycetes; Trichosporonales; Trichosporonaceae. Gene Ontology annotation, molecular function: ribosome binding; ubiquitin protein ligase activity. The transcript is spliced from 8 exons. Bases 1 to 2427 code for a protein of 808 amino acids.
AUGUCGCGUCGCAAGGCUUUCGACACGUCUCUCUCCGGAGGUAAUGCCAAGGCUCCACAGAGACAGAGCCAGGUUGCACCGGCCACGACCUCGGCGAACUCCCACGAUUACGACCACGUUCAUGACGAUAACCAUGACCACAUCAUUGCUCCCAAGCCCGUGAAGAUCGGCAAGACGGUUGCGGCACCUCCAGAUGCCGACAGCUCGGUUUGCUUCAUUUGUGCAGAGCAGGUCACCUACUGGGCUGUGGGCACGUGCAAUCACCACGUCUGCCACGUUUGUGCCAUUCGCCUCCGCGUCUUCUACAAGAUGAUCGAAUGUGCGUACUGCAAGACUCUGUGCCCGUCACUCUUGUUCGCGCGUGAGCAAGCAGCUUUCCCAGUCGGGCCACUCCGCAAACCGUCCAGCGAGCAGAGAAUGGAACGUGCACAGGCCGAGGCAGAGAAGCCCGAGAAUAAGGGGAAGAAGUGGUACCAGGGACUUGUUCUUCCGGGAACUCUAGACCUCAAGGAGUUCGAAUUCAAGGACGAGAAGCUGGGCGUCGUGUUUGAGGAUGAGGAAGUGAUGGAGCAAUCUCUCUUGCUCCUCCGAUUCAACUGUCCCUACCCCGACUGCGCGCACAUGUCGAACGGGUGGCAGGCACUCGAGAAGCACACGUUAGCGGAACACGGUCUCGUGUUUUGCAAGUUGUGUACGGGGCAGUUGUCGCGGUUCUCGCACGAGCAGGUGUUAUAUCCGCCUCAUUUGCUCGCGAUACACGACCCAUCGCGCUUGCAUCGAGGACAGAAACCUCCCCGUCCCAGGUCGGAUAAGGAGAGAGAACUGGUCAAGUCGUGGGACACACCACAUCCCGUGUGCGAGUUCUGCCACGAGGCAUUCUUUGGUCCCGACGAGCUGUUCAAGCACAUGCGCGAACGCCAUGAGGAAUGCUUUGUGUGCAAAGGGAUGGGCCACCGCGAUGUCUAUUUCCAGAACUACGCCAAGUUGGAGAACCAUUUCAGCCGCGAUCACUUCCCUUGCCCCUUCCCUAUCUGCAUCGAAAAGAAGUUUCAAGUGUUUGGCAGCGAAUUGGACCUUCGUGCACACAUGAUGGAGGAGCAUGGCGAGCAGAUGUCGCAGCGUGACCGUGCUCAGGCGCGGCACGUGCACCUCGAAUUCUCGGCUCGCCCAGAUGCUGGGUCAUCGCGUGCGGGAGGCCGCGGGUUCUCGUUGGGGACACGCGACGGGCCGCAGGCACAGCAACUUUCUGCCCCGCCUAUGAACGCCGCGCAGGCCGCGCAACAGCGCCGCCAAAUCCAGACCGACAAACAGGAAGAAGGCCGCCGGCGCAAGGCCUUUGCUACUGGCUUGACCGACGGUAGCGGUCCUGCGACUGCUCCCUCUCCGGCGUCCAACCCUGCAUCCGGCAGACAAUCUCCUUCGGAGAGUGCGAGUGGUUUUGCCACCCCACGCGAAGAGGUCGACGACGUUACGGCUGUGCGUCACGCCGCACUGCUGUCGCGCGUGUCUAUGCUUGUGGGUGACUCCCCCACUAAGCUCGCUUCAUUCCGCUCUGCUGUUCGUCAGUUCAAGAACAACGAGUCCAGCGCGAAGGACAUGAUCGACACCCUCUUCUACGUCCUCGACCAGGACCGCGAGGCGACUGGCGGUGUGGGUCGUGAGAUUGCCAACCUCUUCGACUCGGAGGGCGAGAAGGAGAAGCAACAGGCGAUCCUCACGGCCGUAAACGUGUUCCGCGUUCAGCAGCAGGAGCAGUUCCCUGCGCUCGGCGGUGCGCCCACGGGUGUUGGGACCAAUUGGGCUGGCGUGUCGUCGGGCCGUAUUCUGUCGGCCAAGCGCGCGACGCACACUGGCCGCGGGAGCUCGAACUCGAGCGCGGUGUGGGCCCGCGUCGAGGCGGCUGCCGCACAGCCUCGUGCAACGACGGGCGUGAACGGCCGCCAUGUUCCGGGUGCCACUACGCCGCAGCGUCUAGGCCCCUCCAACUUCCCCUCUCUGGGCGAGGGCAGCUCCUCUCGUUCUGCGACCCACUCCACCCCAUGGGCGGGAGGCGGCGCGGGCUCGUCGUCCAAGACGCCCUCUGCCCUGGCUGGCCCGCAGAUUCGCUCGGUCAACCUCCCCAGCGUGUCGUCUGGCAAGAAGCCCACGAUCAAUAGGGCGUCGUUCCCCUCCCUCCCGUCGAGCGGCAAGUCGCGCGCCGAGGAGCGCGCCGCGUUGUUCAGCAAGCCAACCGCUCGCGACGAGUCCAUCGCGCGCAUUAGAGGGACAGCUCCGACGCCGCCCAACGCCAGCCGGUGGGGCUCGGGCUCAGCUGACGAGGCAGCGAACGGUGUCGCAGACCUGAGCGUCCAGGACGAGGCACCUAAGCCGAGCAAGAAGAAGGGCAAGCAGAAGCAGCUGCUGUUCAGCGUGAGCGCGCGGCCGUAA